Molecule: messenger RNA, 882 nt
Organism: Scheffersomyces stipitis CBS 6054
Lineage: Eukaryota; Fungi; Ascomycota; Pichiomycetes; Serinales; Debaryomycetaceae
Product: F-actin-capping protein subunit beta
Exons: 1
Coding region: 1-882 (293 amino acids)
Biological process (GO): cell morphogenesis; actin cytoskeleton organization; barbed-end actin filament capping
Cellular component (GO): cytoplasm; F-actin capping protein complex; actin cortical patch
Molecular function (GO): actin filament binding
Source: RefSeq, a predicted model, not a curated record
AUGUCGUAUGAUGACAAAUUCGAUUCGUCAUUGGAUUUAUUGAGAAGAUUGGAUCCCAGGACCAUUCUGGCCAAUCUCAAUAGUGUCUGUAGUCUUAUUCAGAAUGGCUCGGACGAUAACGAAGAAGUAGUCCAGGACUUGCUUUCAUCCGUAGACACUCCGUUGCAGGUGAGAAAAUGCGUACAGUCGGGAAAGCUGUAUCUUUGCUGCGACUAUAACAGAGACGGAGAUAGUUAUAGAUCUCCCUGGUCCAACAAAUACUAUCCUCUGCCAAAUGGAGAUGAUGAUAUACCUCCUCCAUAUCCGCUGGAUUUGUUGAGACAGUUGGAAUUAAAGGCCAAUGAUAGUUUUGAUGUGUACCGGGACUUGUACUAUGAAGGCUCGGGUAUAAGCUCCGUGUAUCUCUGGGACUCGGCGGAAGACGACGAGCCCGAUUCAUUGACUGAUGGGUUUGCUGGUGUCGUAUUGUUCAAGAAGGAAACCGAUGAUGGAUCGGGCAAAUGGGACUCUAUCCAUGUGUUUGAGGUUGUUCCAGUAUCUGCUAACAGCUUCUCGUACAAAUUGACCAGUACGGUGAUACUUGAUUUGCAGAACAAACAAACUUCCUCGUUGUCCUUGUCAGGCAAUUUGACCAGACAGUUGGAAACGUCGGCCACAGCUGAAUUGGACAGUGGUUUGAAUCUUGAAACGAAUCACUUGAUCCAAUUGGGGCAAUUGGUCGAAAAGUCGGAGUACAAUAUCAGAAACUUGUUGCAGGAAGUUUACUUUGACAAGUUGAAAGAUAUCAUGCUUAAGGAUUUGAGAUCCGUUGGCGAAAUCAGCGACAAGAAGUUGGAGGACUUGAGACAGUCGGAGAUGAUCAAAGGUUUGCAAAGCUUGUAA